This is a messenger RNA of Fusarium verticillioides 7600, 3577 nucleotides long. RefSeq lists its product as hypothetical. NCBI's taxonomy places the organism in Eukaryota, Fungi, Ascomycota, Sordariomycetes, Hypocreales, Nectriaceae. Bases 639 to 3068 code for a protein of 809 amino acids. The transcript has 2 exons. The record is from RefSeq and is a predicted model, not a curated record.
CUUUCUUUGUCAAUAGCUUCACUCCACUUUGAGUCUGAGCACAGCCGACUUCUCCUGCAUAUCCGAACUGUCGAUUGUUUAUAUACACGCAUACAUCCCACCCAUAGCUGGAUGCUUUCUGACUCCCGUCAUCUUCUUCUGUCUCUAUCCCUCUCUUUUUCCCAGAGAGACGACUAAUUACUCCCAUCAUCUCGUUGAAUCCCCACCACCUCACCGUUUUCGAAUUUCCGGUCUAGUUAUUUGUCCCGCUGCGACAACAUCCAUCGUGUCACAUUUCUUCCGUCGUUCAAUUUCUCCGGUCACUCCUCCUGGACAAGACCUUUCACCUCUCGACCGCCCCCGAAACGUCGGUACCUCAGCUCUCCAGCAACAGACCACCAGCCGAUCAAGUACCCAAUCUGCCAAUACAUACCCGUGCUCAUUCCCACUAAAACGAAAGCCAAAGCUAAAAGCCGACGGUACCUGACGGGAACUAAAAAUAUUGUUAGCACAGCCAAGAAAAGCUCGUUGCUCCCCGAGAACAAAGGUUGCCCCCCUUUUUGCCAGAUGCGGCGUGGGGUGUAAACAAAUGAGACACGCCAGCAAUCAGCACCCGACACCGAAAUAAGGGCCCCAGCUGGGCCUUGCCGCCUCCCAAGAUGCCUUCUGCUACAACAACAACAUCUACGGUUCCUCAUAGACCAACGACUCCAAAACUCCGUCCCAGGAGCUCCUCACGCGCCAUCCGAAGACCGAAUAGUGCUGCAUCAACCCCUAACCUCAAGUCCGCAUACGCUUCGCAUUCGCGCGCCGCGCCGCCGCCUCUACCACGCAAAGGUUCCUUGGCCCAGCUCACACAAGGCUCCCUCGCCAGCAUCCCCGAUGUUUCUGAGAGCUACGCAGUUGAUACUGUCCUGAGCGACUCCUCACAAAACAUGAUGCCUCCUACGACGCCCGGACGCUCACAGGCUGUGAACGUAGCACUUGGUGAUAUCGUUGAUGUCCCUGGUGGAAUGCAUGGCGUUGUUCGUUUCGUUGGUCCUGUGCAAGGUAAGAAGGGAGUUUUUGCUGGUGUCGAGCUCGACCAAGACUUUGCUAGCCGAGGCAAAAAUGAUGGCGAUGUAGACGGCAUAUCAUACUUCACAACAACAAUCCCUGGCGCCGGUAUCUUCUUACCAGCCGCCAAGGCCCUUCCUCGUCGCGAUUCGAUCCCGCCCUUUCCCAUGACGCCAGGCGCGAUGGGCGGACUUCGGGCUGGCAACCAAAACUCGCUCAACUACACUUCCCCAACACCUGGUCUCCCGAAGUUUAGUGCUUCUGUUGGACCCGGUGCCCGGGCUCCCAGUCCUCAGCAAAAGCUGGCACCCAGAACUUCCCUUCCCCGGCCCGACUCUCCUGUACGCCGGAUGCAGAUGACGCCUGGCCCAAGACCCUCCAUGACAACACCUGCCAAAACUCCCACCAGAUAUGGUAGUCCAACGCAGUCACGCUUCGCUCAGAGCGUCCGCGGUACAUCGGGUGAUCCGAGCAAGAGACCUCAGAGAAUGGAUCGGAAGCCAAGUCAUGGACCACGAAGUGCUUCAGCCUUGGGGUCGAUAUCAGGCCUUGACGAUGACGCUGCCCCUUUGGGAAUCCAGCGAACCGGUACUAAUGGAAGCUCUGGGUCAGUCUCGUCGUUCGCCAUGAAGAUUCGGCCUGCGUCCCGCAUCAACGUUAAUGAUGAGGAACUCGAUCGGCUACGAUCACAGAUUGAAGAUCGUGAUCGGCAACUAAAGGAGCAAUCCGCUACAUUAGCCGACAUGGAGAGUAGCUUAGUUGAACUGCAAGGUCUCAUGGAGCAAGCAGACAUGCCGACAGUGCAACGAAACAGCUGGGACAACAAGGACACUGCGCAGCUGCGUCAACUACUAAGAGAAAAGAACGACAAGAUUGCCAUGCUCACAGCAGAGUUUGACGCGCAUCGAGCUGACUUCCGGAGCACUAUCGACACUCUGGAGCUUGCCAGCACCGAAACUGAGCGCGUGUAUGAGAAACGGAUAGAGGAGCUGAUGGCCGAUGUUCGAGAACUCGAGUCACGGAAUCUAGACGUCGAUUCUGUCGCGACCCAGCUAAAGCAACUGGAAGAACUGGUUCAAGAACUCGAGGAAGGUUUAGAGGAUGCUCGUCGGGGUGAAGCAGAAGCUCGAGGGGAAGUUGAGUUCUUGCGAGGAGAGGUUGAGCGAACAAGGACAGAAUUGCGUCGCGAACGCGAAAAGUCAUCAUCAGCUCCUCCAGCAGAUGGCGAUCAUACAGUAUCUUCCAAAGAGCUUGAGCAAAAAGACGAUGAGAUUAGAGGCCUCAAAGCUAUCAUUCAUUCCCUCAGUCGAGACUCUAUUCCUGGAGAGCCCAAGCCUCCUGCACCAAGGCCUGGUUCAUUGAUGGCUGAAGAUGUUGUGGCGAAUAAGAUCGCGCGCGAUAACCUCGAGCGACAAGUUGCUGAGCUACAAUCUCUCCUUGAGAAGAAGAACAGUCGUGAGGACGAACUCGAGAAGGAGCUUGAUACAAUCCGUCAGAACGGCACAGCGGCCAACAGGUCUUCUUUCAGAGACUCCCGAGAUACCGUCGUAAUGGCCCAGGCAAUGGAGAACCGGCCAGUCGAGAACCUCAAGAGAUCCAGUACCGCUACACACAAGCGGGUCAGCACCCUCGACACAAUGCCAGAGAGUGACGACUACUCCAAUGCCACAGAGACUAGCACCCUCUGGUGUGAGAUCUGUGAGACUAACGGUCACGAUAUCCUAACCUGCACCAACAUGUUCGGUCCUGAUGGCGCUAAGACCAACGGCGAGUCAAAGGCCAUCAAGAAGGCCAGUCGCGAGGAGCUUAAGCCGCAUACCCCUACAGGUGAUGACGCCCCUGCGCCUCUCACUCCAUUCAGACUCAAGAGUGCUGGACCUCCCUCUCCUGCAGUUAAGAUCAUGCCGAACCCCAUGGAGUCAGGCCCCGUUGCUGGCAAGGAAAGUGGCAUCAUGGACCCCGAGAAGUGGUGUGCGCUAUGUGAGCGUGACGGCCAUGACAGCGUGGAUUGCCCCUUCGAGGAUGCCUUUUAAGGGCCAAAUUCAAAUAUUUGUUUUCUUAACGCAUGGCAUGUUGGAGAAUCAUUGGAACGAUCAGCGCGGCUUUUCUUGACGCCUCGCGAAGGACCAUUAACCUAUGUUUGGUGUAAGGGGCGUGAUGAAAAUCGCCUCAUGCAUGUAUCCCCUUUUCAUGUUCUUAUUUUCGAAGCUUGGGUCGGCAGUCAGGUUUUGAAUGCUUGGUCUUUGUCUGGUAAGGCACUGUUCGUGAUACCAUAUUCUUACUCGUGUUUUAUAUCAUCAGCCUGUCGUGUAGCACUUGUCCUGUAAUACUAUGUGGCAUGGUAUACCAGACUGUCUUUAGGUCAAUAUUCCUUAAUAAUGUGAAGACAGUAGUUGUGUGUUAUCUAUCGCCUCGGUGUACCCUGAAAGAUGUCGCUGCCUAUAUUUAUUUCCUGCGAGAUUUGCAUUCUCUCCCCUCGAGCACUAUGCCACCACCGAACACUCUUCCACAGCUCACCAUCCCACUCACCUGCUAAAGUACG